Molecule: messenger RNA, 1284 nt
Organism: Centropristis striata (black sea bass)
Lineage: Eukaryota; Metazoa; Chordata; Actinopteri; Perciformes; Serranidae
Gene: pvalb6
Product: parvalbumin 6
Exons: 5
Coding region: 226-555 (109 amino acids)
Cellular component (GO): cytoplasm; nucleus
Molecular function (GO): calcium ion binding
Source: RefSeq, a predicted model, not a curated record
UGGAUCGCACAGCCCGCCAGCUCUCGUCCACUUUCUCUCUUUAUACCUCUCACUCUCUCUGCUGUCUCUUCUCUUUUAUCUCUCUCUCUUUCUCUCUCUUUCUGUCUCUUUCUGUCCUCCACUUGUCUCCGGCCGCCAGACGCUUGCAGGCUCGCCGCUCUCUCUUCCUUCAACUACUGAGGAUUCAGAAGCACUCGGGACGAAGACCCUGUCACUGGAGCCAAGAUGGCAAUGAGCAGCAUCCUCAACGCUGAUGACAUCAAGAAAGCCCUAGAUGCAUUUGCAGUUGCUGACUCCUUUGACCACAGGAAGUUUUUCACGAUGGUGGGUCUGAAGGCCAAGUCUUUUGACGAAGUGAAGAAGGUCUUCAAGGUGCUGGACGCCGACAACAGCGGCUUCAUAGAGGAGGAGGAGCUCAAAUUUGUCCUGAAGGGUUUCGCCAAAGAUGGCAGGGACCUGACAGACAAGGAAACCAAAGAAUUUUUAACAGCAGCCGACAAGGACGGAGACGGAAAGAUUGGAGUCGAGGAGUUUGCGGCCCUGGUGAAAGAAUAAACGGUCACCUCUUGUGACUGCCUCGCACUCCAAGAUCACCUCCCAACUAUCGCUACAUCCGGACACCUGCUGGCCCCCUCUCCCUCCCUAGCACCUACAGCACACCACCCACCCUGACACCCAGCCCUCCAGACUGCAGCUUAUUCCUGCUACACACACUCCUCUCCCUCACCCUCUCCCCCACUGCUAUCUUCACUUAGUGUGAUCCUGCACUAUAAGAAGUAAGCUGUGGUGUGCCAUUCCCUCACACACACACAUACACACACCUCUUGAAAUGUCCCGACUGCUAUAUCCAUCCUAUUUAUUUUAUCCUUUUUAUACAAACUGUUCUUGUUUCUGUUAAUGUAUAGAUAUAAAACAUGCCUGCAGGAAUAAACCUCACAUUUUAAAGCAUAAAGUAGAUAUUUAAAGAAAAUAGAGAUUAUAAGAGAAAGACCCUCUUUCUUUUUCUUUGCCAACACUUUCUCUCCCACUUUCCCUUUCUUUCUUUCUUUCUUUCUCCCUUUUUCUCUUCUCUCGUCGAUUUCACUCCUGGCACUGUUGCCUUCCUGCAUUCGCUCCCCUCCUUCCCUUCUUCUGUCACCAUCACCCCCUCCAUCCAUCCAUCUAUCUAUCUAUCCAUCCCUUUCUCCUCUGGUAAUGAGCUGUUGUAAAACAUACCAAAAGAAGAAAGAGGUCAAGCUGUGAAAGAAUAAAAUAAAAUGAGAAAACAACAACGCCUCGAGAACA